Molecule: messenger RNA, 4069 nt
Organism: Chanos chanos (milkfish)
Lineage: Eukaryota; Metazoa; Chordata; Actinopteri; Gonorynchiformes; Chanidae
Gene: pitpnm2
Product: phosphatidylinositol transfer protein, membrane-associated 2
Exons: 24
Coding region: 50-4069 (1339 amino acids)
Biological process (GO): phospholipid transport
Cellular component (GO): cytoplasm
Molecular function (GO): phosphatidylcholine intramembrane carrier activity; metal ion binding; phosphatidylcholine binding
Source: RefSeq, a predicted model, not a curated record
CCUGACUCUGUGAGCCGUCUACCGAUCCCGCCCUACGCCAGAACCAAGCAUGCUCAUCAAGGAGUAUCGCAUCCCCAUGCCUAUGAGCGUGGAAGAGUACCGCAUCGCACAGCUCUACAUGAUACAGAAAAAGAGCCGAGAAGAGAGCUGUGGAGAGGGCAGUGGGGUCGAGAUCCUGGAGAACAGACCUUACACGGACGGGCCGGGCGGAUCGGGUCAGUACACACACAAGGUCUACCACAUCGGCAUGCACAUCCCCAGCUGGUUCCGCUCCAUCCUUCCCAAGGCUGCCCUGCGCGUGGAGGAAGAAUCGUGGAAUGCUUACCCUUACACCCGCACACGCUACACGUGUCCUUUCGUGGAGAAGUUUUCCAUCGACAUCGAGACAUAUUACAAGCCCGACACGGGGAACCAGGGAGAUGUUUUUAACUUGUCUUCGGCAGAGAAGCGACAGAGGACUGUAGAUCCCAUAGACAUAGUGAAAGAUCCCAUUCCCCCUCACGAGUACCUGGUAGAGGAGGAUCCGAAAAUAUACCAGUCUGUGAAAACCCAGCGUGGGCCCCUGACAGACGACUGGAUCGAGGAGAUCAACGAUAACCCUGGCAAGAUGCCAGUCAUGUGUGCCUACAAGCUGUGCAAAGUGGAAUUCCGUUACUGGGGGAUGCAGUCCAAGAUCGAACGCUUUAUCCACGACGUCGGGCUGCGGAAAGUGAUGGUUCGCGCCCACCGGCAGGCCUGGUGUUGGCAGGACGAAUGGUACGGCCUCACCAUUGAGGACAUUCGACAGCUGGAGCUGGAGACGCAGCUCGCCCUGGCGCAAAAAAUGGCCCAGUUCAGCUGCAACGAGGAGGCCGGGGAGAGCAACGGCACCGCGGCCACGCCCGAGAAGAACCAGGAGGCCAAGGAGGCCGUGGGCUCCAUGGAGGCGGCGGAACCGUCCAGAAACUUGGGAGACUCCCUGCAGACUCGAGGGGAGCUCACCAAACAGUGGUCAACCUCCUCCAGGUCCUCCCGCUCAUCGAAGAGAGGAGGAAGCCCCUCGCGUCACAGUAUCUCAGAGUGGAGGAUGCAGAGUAUCGCACGGGACUCGGACGACAGCACGGACGACGAGUUCUUCGACGCCCACGAGGACUUCUCCGACAACGAGGAGAUAUUUGCCAAGGAGAUUACCAAAUGGAGCUCCAACGACCUGAUGGAUCGAAUCGAGACUGCAGAGGCGGAUGAGGCCCAGGGAGACUUGUACCAAGAAUCAGGAGUGGAGUACUCAGAGAUUUUUCUGUCCACGCUCCAGGAUGGCUCCUCUCAGCAGUGUUUACAACCGUCAAAGAUCCACGUUCUCAUCCUGGUCCUUCACGGUGGGAACAUCCUGGACACAGGGGGCGGAGACCAGAGCAGUAAACAGGGCGACGUGAACACCAUCAGCACGGCCUUUGAGACGGUGAUGCGGGUCCACUACCCCGCUGCGCUGGGCCACAUCGCCAUUCGCCUGGUGCCGUGUCCAGCCGUCUGUGCCGAAGCCUUUUCUCUGGUGUCCAAUUUGAGUCCGUACAGCUAUGACGAGGGCUGUCUGUCCAAUAGCCAGGACCACAUCCCUCUAGCUGCCCUGCCCCUAUUGGCCACCUCUGCCCCGCAGUAUCAGGAUGCCGUGGCAACCGUCAUAGUGCGAGCAAACCAGGUGUACAGUGAUUUCAUCAAAUCCCUGGAGGGAGCAACGUUCUCUGGCCAGGUUUGUCUGAUUGGAGACUGUGUUGGUGGGAUCCUGGGCUUUGACGCUCUUUGCAGCAGUAACAUCCCCGUGUCAGAGAGCCAAAACAGCAGUCGCCGUGGCAGCAUCGUCAGCGUGCAGGACAACGACCUGCUCUCCCCGGGCAUCAUCAUCAACAGCAGCUACUGCUCCGGGCCGGGAUCCUGCGCCCUGGAGGGCAGCCGCCACCUGAGCCGCAGCAACAUCGACAUCCCCCGUAGCAGCGGCCCCGACGACCCCAAAAAGCAACUGCCGCGCAAGCGGAGUGACUCCUCCACCUACGAGCUGGACACCAUCAAGCAGCACCAGGCUUUCCUCUCCAGCCUGCACUCCAGCGUCCUUCGGAAUGACCCGGGCUCCCGCCGGUCCAGCAGCAGUACCAUGCUGGAAGGGGGCGGGGCACUGGGGAAAUUUGACUUUGAAGUGUCAGACUUUUUCCUGUUUGGUUCCCCCCUGGGGCUGGUCCUGGCCCUGAGGAAGACCGUGGUCCCCUCGCUGGACGUGGCUCACCUGCGCCCGGCCUGCCAGCAGGUCUACAACCUCUUCCAUCCUGCCGACCCCUCUGCCUCCCGCCUGGAGCCCCUCCUGGAGAAAAAAUUUUACCUCCUGCCCCCCUUCAAUGUGCCCCGUUACCAGCGCUUUCCCCUGGGAGAUGGCAACUCUGCUUUACUGGUGGAGACCAUCCAGAGCAACCCUCACCUCCUGUUGGAGAGUGGGGCCAGCUUGGCCUCCCGCUGCCAGGACGGUAUCGGAGAGACUUCUAUCCCAGUACCGGUGCUCAACUGGCAGGCCGCACCAGCCCCGGCUGAGUCUGAUGUAAUGCACACUCAUAGCGGCGUUUUCGUGGAAAACUCAUACCCAUCAUCUCCUGCCUCCGCACCACACGCGCGCACCCUGCGGAGGCCAAGCGAAGUCAGCAUUGCCAGUCAGGUCUCAGGACUGGCAGACAGUUACUCUGCCUCCAACAUAGCUAACAUCGCGGCCCGUUGGUGGGGUACCAAACGCAUCGACUUCGCCCUGUACUGUCCCGACGCCCUAACCGCCUUUCCCACUGUGGCCCUGCCUCACCUCUUCCACGCCUCGUACUGGGAGUCUACUGAUGUGGUGUCUUUUCUUCUCCGACAGGUGAUGAGGCAUGAGAACUCCAGCAUUCUGGAGCUGGACGGGAAAGAGGUGUCGGAGUUCACACCAUCGAAACCACGAGAGAAAUGGCUGAGGAAGAGGACCCACGUUAAGAUCAGAAAUGUCACAGCCAACCAUCGAGUGAACGAUGCCGUAUUCUCGGAGGAUGGCACGCAGGUGAUUUCUGGCCGUUUCAUGUACGGACCGCUGGAUAUGGUCACCCUGACUGGAGAGAAGGUUGAUAUCCACAUUAUGACUCAGCCUCCGUCAGGUGAGUGGGUCUAUUUUGACACAGAAGUGACCAACAGCAGUGGACGCGUCUCCUACGUCAUCCCCGAGAGUAAACAGCUGGGUAUUGGGGUCUACCCUGUAAAGCUUGUUGUCAGAGGUGACCAUACGUCAGCGGACAGCUACCUGACGGUGCUGCCACGCGGGACGGAGUUUGUGGUGUUCAGCAUCGACGGCUCUUUCGCUGCGAGCGUGUCCAUCAUGGGCAGCGACCCCAAAGUGCGAGCCGGGGCUGUGGACGUGGUGCGGCACUGGCAAGACCUGGGCUAUCUGAUCGUGUACGUGACGGGUCGACCCGACAUGCAGAAACAGAGGGUGGUGGCUUGGUUGGCACAGCACAACUUCCCUCACGGCAUCGUGUCCUUCUGCGACGGCCUGGUCCACGACCCGCUCCGACACAAGACCAAUUUUCUCAAAUCCCUCAUCUGCGAGGCUCAUAUGAAGAUCUUUGCUGCUUAUGGCUCCACUAAGGACAUCUCUGUGUACACCUCGUUAGGCCUGCCCCCGUCUCAGAUCUACAUAGUGGGAAGACCCACCAAGAAGAUGCAGCACCAAUGUCAGUUCAUCCCUGACGGAUACGCGUCUCACCUGUCCCAGCUGGAGUACAGCCAGAGGACGCGACCCGCCAAGGCCGGCAGCGCGCGCAUGGUCCUGCGGAAAGGCAGCUUCGGCCUGGGAGGGGGCGGCGACUUCCUCCGCAAGCGCAACCACCUGCUGCGCACCAUCUCCUCCCAGCCGGGCGCGGGCGUGGCCGCGGGCGGGUCGCAGGGCGUGCGGCCUGAACGCGCCCAAAGCCAGUCGGAGUGCGAGCGGGAACGGGCCGAACGGGCCCAGAGGAGCAUGAGCAUCGCCGCCGGGUGCUGGGGGCGUGCCGGCAGCACCAAACUGGAGGGCGGAAUGCUCAGCCCAAAAUAG